This is a messenger RNA of Neomonachus schauinslandi (Hawaiian monk seal), 445 nucleotides long. RefSeq names its product 40S ribosomal protein S15a-like. The coding region runs from base 4 to 396 and encodes 130 amino acids. NCBI's taxonomy places the organism in Eukaryota, Metazoa, Chordata, Mammalia, Carnivora, Phocidae. Gene Ontology annotation, cellular component: cytosolic small ribosomal subunit; ribosome. The record is from RefSeq and is a predicted model, not a curated record. Gene Ontology annotation, biological process: translation. The transcript has a single exon. Gene Ontology annotation, molecular function: structural constituent of ribosome.
AUAAUGGUGUGCAUGAGUGUCCUGGCAGAUGCUCUCAAGAGCAUUAACGAUGCUGAAAAGAGAGGCAAACACCAGGUUCUUAUUAGGCCGUGCUCCAAAGUCAUCGUCUGGUUUCUCACUGUGAUGAUGAAGCACGGUUACACUGGUGAAUUUGAAAUCAUUGAUGAUCACAGAGCAGGGAAAAUUGUUGUGAACCUCACAAGCAGGUUAAACAAGUGUGGAGUCAUCAGCCCCAGAUUUGAUGUGCAACUGAAAGAUCUAGAAAAAUGGCAGAAUAACCUGCUCCCAUCCUGCCAGUUUGUUUUCACUGUACUGACAACCUCAGCUGGCAUCAUGGACCACGAAGAAGCAAGACGAAAACGCACAGGAGGGAAAAUCCUGGGAUUCUUUUUCUAGGGAUGUAAUACAUACGUGCAAAUAAUAUGCCUCAAUGGAAAAAAAAAAA